Messenger RNA from Anopheles funestus (African malaria mosquito), 12877 nucleotides. It is a transcript of the gene Ziz, whose product is annotated as dedicator of cytokinesis protein 9. The transcript has 13 exons. Lineage: Eukaryota; Metazoa; Arthropoda; Insecta; Diptera; Culicidae. The record is from RefSeq and is a predicted model, not a curated record. The coding region runs from base 3389 to 10036 and encodes 2215 amino acids. Gene Ontology annotation, molecular function: guanyl-nucleotide exchange factor activity. Gene Ontology annotation, biological process: positive regulation of GTPase activity; small GTPase-mediated signal transduction.
ACACAACAAUGACCGAGCGGAAGUUCACCCGUGGGCUUAACAAGCCCGGCAUGGCGGCACAGCUAAGGGAAAACAUCUCACAAGUUGUACGUGAAUCUACUUCACUUGUAAGUUCGCCGAAGAAAACACAACCGUCCCGCUUGCUGUCUCAUUGGAUGUGUAGAUGUAUAGCACAGACCCAAAAGGGCAUUCUGUUAUUUGGCAUUUUCUGAAGUUGCCUGUUUUCGGUUUCACAUCAUUUCAUAUUUUACAUGCAUAUUGUUUUGCGGUAUGCAUAAUCCUUUCCCAUUCCCUUCGCACAGUUUUGCAUAUUAUUAACACCUUGACCCUCGAGGAAGGACACACCGUUCAGUUGAAACCGCUCCUGAUGAUGCUCGGACACGGUCUGUUUAUAUUGUUGCGAAAAAAAUCUAAUUAUGCUUGGCUUGGAAUUAAUCUGCCCUCCCUGCAGGAGAUCACACGGGAAGUGCAUCGUCGGCUUACAUCGUUCGCUUUGCCAUAAAUAUUUUUAAAAAAGAGUUCCUAAACAAAAAAACCUUACCGUUCGGCUUCUCCCGUUUGCCGAAUUGCCAUGAGUCUGUCAAUUUUUCCCCUGCCGUAAAGAUUAACCGGGUGUAGCGGGGGUCUAAUGCAGCUAGUUUGAGUGAGAAUGUGUUUUACAUUAUGUGGUGUAUUUCACACCAUGACCAAUAACCUACCGGUCGCUUCGGGGCAUGAUGGUUUUCUCGUUUACAGAAUGUCCACUAAAAGUUUGAUUCCAGUCUGAUGAUCCGAUGCCGACUUUGCUUACGUCUUUGCUUCGUCAGCGAAUUUACGAUUUUAUGGUUCUACUGAUUCUUAGUGCUGCAUUUUCGCGCCUCCACGUGUAUAUGCUUUUUAUGAUUUAUAUUCUUGACUUUUGGAUGCAUUCGUUUAUUCACAUUUCGAGCGAAGUUCACCAAAGCGAGUAAAAAAAGGUAAAAGCGAUUCUUUUUACCCAUUUUAGCUGAUGCAUUCUGUAGCGAAACGGCUCCCAAGGGAAGAAUAAAUUUUGGCUUUUAACAGCAUCGUGGAUUUUUAUGAUUGUUCCUACGUUUGAAACAAGAAAAAAACGGGGAAAGCAAAACACAUAACAAAAGAACAAUCAAAGGUUCUUUGGCUAAUUUCUGUCCCUUUUUCUCAGCAGUGCAGCAAGCAGAUACCGCUUCUACGGUUUUGGAACGUGACUGCAGAAGAACAUUAUUACUGCGUCCGGCCAAUUGCUUGAACCGCUCAUUUGACUCUAGUGUGUGGGGAAUUGCAUGUUACCUGGUAGAUACGCUGAGUUUUGCAUUUUACACAAACGAUGAUUUUCGCUCGGUUUGCAUGAUCAUUGCACUGCUGAAAUGGUGCAUCACAGGUACAAUACAGUUUUGUAAAUUUGUGGUUGUUUUCAUCCCGGUUGCAUCGGGAUGGUGUUUCGUGUUAUUCGAAAUGAUUCUAUCUGAAUGUAUGAACAAUUUGCUGAACGGUACAUAAAAUGUAAGUUUUCUAUAUUUACUUCUUUGUUUCUAUCUUAAAAUUUAGUUUUAGUCAUUUAUAUUUUAUAAAUCAAAUUGAAUUUUUAUUGAUUUGAAAUUUUAGUAUGAUACAGUCUUCUUAUAUUUAAUUAGAAAUGUAAUUGAUGUAAAACUGCUAUUCGAAGUUUAUGUCCGAUAAAUGAAAGCUAUCGGACCAUAGUGCAGAUUCAAACAAUUUAGUUUCACUAGCGCCCACCAGGUGCACGAGUGUUGCUCAAAUUCAAAUUUGCUCAAAUCGGUUAUUGAUUCAAUUUGUUUUCAAAGCGUGAUUUAUGAAUAAAAAAAUCAAUUUUAUUUCGGGAUUUAUAAGUAUUGUGUUAUAUAGUAAUAUAUGGUAAUAUAGUAAAAUUCAAGCAAUGUGCAAUGUGUCAAAAAUGUUUUCACGAAUCAACUAAAGUUCGUGAAUGAUUCUUAAAUUUGUCACUUCUUCAAUUUUGAUUUCUCACUACGUCAAAGAAAAGGGAUUCAUCUGGUUACAUUGAAAAGUGAUAACAGAACAAGAGACGAGAAACAUAAAUUACAUGCUACAAGCACGUGUAAGCAUAGAAGGAAAGAGAGCACAGUUUACCUCUCCAAAGAUAUUAAAGAGAUGGAUGAAGGAAGGCGAAUAGCAAGCAAACGAAUAUGCUUCUUCUCUUUUCCUUUCUCACUAUACACUAAGGGGCAGCUGGGAACAAAAUAUAGUCAAAAAUCCUGUUUGUCUCAUUUAUAAUUUUAUUUGAAUAGAAGAAACAAAUGUGAAUGGUAUGAAAAUAAAAACGUUUUAUUCUUUUUCAGUAAAAUUUUAAAUUUAUAAAUAACAACAUAGUUUAUACAUAAACAAUUACUUUGAAGGCAAUUUUUAUACAUAAAGAUUCAAACUAAUUGUUUUGUUAGCAGUAUAUGAUCGGGAUUCAAUUUUCGUACAAAUUUAUUGAAAAUAAUAAGUGAACAAAACAAAUAUCAUGGCGAACAUUACACUUUUGUCCAUACUGUUCCCAGUGUGCCUUAGUUAAAACCACGAAGCGCUCGCACGUGGGGUUGAACGGAAUUGUUAUUAUUUUGAUCGAAUCAGUCGUCGCGAGAAGAUCGUCUGCUUGGUGCGGCGGCAGCGUGUUGCUGCCGGUGCUGUUGCACUAGGCCGCAACGCGUUAUAAUUCGCGUAUGUUUUUUUUCAUCUUCGGAAUGGUUGUCGUUUAUGUCGUGCCGGAAAGGUGUGGAGAAACGAUGCGUCCUUUCAACCAUUUCAAUGAUGAGCAGAGGAGUAGAGCAUAGAAAGUGAUGUAGUGUGGUGUUGUGUGUUCCAUCGUGCCUUUUACAACCGGCGUUUGGUUUUUCCCCCUUGCGUCGUUCUACUACCACAAAAGCGAUUGACAGCUGUCAUAUUAGCUGUUAACUAGCUUCCAAGCGCAUGUCCUGUGCAAUGGUGGAAACGCGAUCAAAUUACAACUUCACAGUCGACCGCAUGGCUGUUAAUGGCGGAAAUGCGGAUGUAAAUAAAUUAGCACCUAAUAGUUUGGCUGACUGUACCAUCCGAAUGCUACCGGAAACUGAUCCAGAUUAGUUGUUAGUGAAGUUUAUGGAAAAUUUCCUUUCAAGCGUUUUUGUGAUAAAUGGUAACGAUAAAAUGUAGAUGAAUAGUGCCUGAUUUACUCGUGUGUUAUACUGAAAGGUUUUGUACAUAGUUAGCCGUAAUGAUGAAUAAUUCUUAAACAGUCGUUCCCCGAUUAAUGUAGUGUUUUGUGUUGAUAAUGGUGAAAUUCAAAUAUAAAAGUUCUUAAUGCGGCGAUGAAAUAAUAUUGCUUAAAAGUGUGUGCAUAUGUUAUACUUAAUCUGUGAGCUAAAGUUCAAUCUUGGGAUACAGUUUGUUUAUGAUCACAACAAAAAAUGGAAAAUCCUCAAAAAAUCCUCAGACCAAACCGAUUAUAGUAGAACCGAUCGAUUUCGAAGCGUUUGUGCUGAAAAACAGAACACUCAUACAGAACGAUCCCCAGCGAGAGUUGCUGCUUUAUCCGAACGAUGACGUAUCGGAAAUUCUACAGCCAAAGAAAUUUCGCACCGUACAUAGUAACAUUCCUGGACACGUGCCCAAACACCAAUCGGUGGUUACCAACACCAAUGGAUCGAGCAAACGUGGCAGUGAAAGUGGUUCGGCGUCCAGCAGUCAAAACGGCACACCGACUAGCAAUCGAUCGCAAUCGUCAGUGUCGGCAGGUUCCGGCGUACCGACGGUGGGCGGCCUUUUGCUUACCCGCCAGGCAUUGCACACGUACGACUCACCAAACCACCUUAUCCAUUACAAAUAUAGCAAAUACGGCGGGACAUGCUACGAUCUGCCACGAAUAUCCCCGUCAGAAGAGUUGCGCGAAGAGGUGUACGAGGUAGAUACUGAUCCAGACCGGUUGGAUGAACAAAUGACACGAUCGCAAGCCGACACGAUCGCCAAGCAGGGUUAUCUCUUCAAAGGUCCGGACACCAAUUCCGACCGCAUGUUCGCCCACAUCGGGUCGAAAUCUUUCAAGAAGCGCUACUGCUAUCUGCGCCAGGAGAUCGACGGCACGUACAUCCUCGAGCUGCACAAGGAUGAGAAACAGGCCGAAGCGAAGGCAACAAUAGUGAUGGACUUUUGCACCGAAGUGGUACCGAACCCGAAGAAGGGUCGCUUUUGCUUUGAGCUGAAGAUGAAAAUGAACGAAGGACAGCAUGGCAAAUCGGUCACGUUGGCAGCGGAUGACGAAAGCGAGAUGGAGGAUUGGUUGCGCAAAAUCUCGUCCGUGCUGCAACAGAACAAGCUGCAGGAAGAUAAGCGUGUUGCUUCGCUGGAACGUGCUGCUGCACCGCUCCUACCGGCCAGCCCAAGCACUAUGCAGUACGGUACGCUGAAGGGGCUGGAACAGAGCAUGAAUCCUCAGCUGAAUCGGUACGCACGGGAAACGGAUCAAUCGAUCGCGCAGGCACGACGAGACAAUCGGAAACGUCUGUUUGGUGGUCAACAGUUGCUCUAUCUACAAUCUGGUGGCAAUAUCGGUGGUGGAAUGAAAGCCAACUCAACAUCCGGAGGUAUAACGCCAGGAUUAAGCAAAUCGGAAGCAUUCAUCGAACCGUACCGGGCGCAAUUUGGACAGCGGAUUUUGAUCAAGUGUGAUUCGUUGCGCUUCCGACUAUUAGGCCCAAUCGAUGGAGUACAUGGACCACCUGCGCAAGAUUCUGAAGCACCUCUCUGUCAGAUUGAACCAUACCUCACAAGCGUAGCAUUAUAUGAUGCAAGAACCGGACGAAAGUUGAGUGAAAAUUUCUACUUCGAUCUUAACAAGGACCACGUGCAAGAACUACUAACCGGUAGCUGCAGAGCAGAACGUCCACUUUGUGCAUCUCCGAAGGCAACGAACAAAUCUCAUCAAAAUGGCCACGGCACACUAAAACCAGCCCGGGCGAAAUGCGACACCAGUGACGAACUGCAUCUACAUUCCGAAGCGGUCACAAAAGAGUGGAUGUCCCGUGCGAAACAGGCUGUCUUCAAUGUUACCGUUCCCCAUGCGGAUAUAUUCAUCGUCGUGCGUAUAGACAAAAUCUUGCAGGGUGCCAUCAAUCCUUCCGUCGAGCCAUACCUAAAGACUACCAAAGAUCCGAAGGUGUUAUGCAAAUUGCAGAAGGCGAUUAAGCAGUACGCACAAAAGUGUGGUCAUUAUCGAAUGCCGUUCGCAUGGGCCGCUAGGCCACUGUUUCAACUCUACAGCAACGAUCUGGACACGUCGUACGAGUUUCCUGCCAUUUAUCGGCAGGAGGGUACAAAGUUGAAAGAUGAAGAGCUGCUGAAGUUGCUGUCCGAGUAUAGGAAACCGGACAAAUUCAGCAAACUGACUGUGAUACCAGGGUCAUUGAAGAUUUACAUUGAAGCGCUAAACGAACUGCCCAACAACUGCCUUACAAACAGUUUGGUCCCGUUGAAUCCAUUCCCAAUCCCACCAGUAGCUGACCCGACGCUAGAAGUUACAGAAUUUGCCAACAGCUCCGACCAAUACCUCCAUCCGUUCGUCCAUUUCGUGAACCAUUUGUUUGUGUAUCCUCUACAUUUGAACUAUGAUAGCCAAAAAAUUUUCUCCCGAGCUCGUAACUUGGCUGUGAUCGUAGAGCUUCGUGAUAGCGAUACGGCCGAAGCCAAAUCUAUUGAGUGUAUUUACGGACGGCCUGGUCAGGAUCAACUGGUCUCACAAAUGUCUUGCCCAGUGCUGCAUCAUAACACAAGCCCAACUUGGUACGAGGAGAUCAAGUUGCGUCUUCCGCUCAACAUUACUUCACAGCACCAUCUGCUGUUUUCCUUCUUCCACGUGUCGUGCAAUAUUGCGAAAAAGAAAGAUCUUACUACCAUCAGCACCGAGACACCGGUCGGAUUCGCUUGGUUACCAUUGCUCACGAAGGGUAAAAUUAAUGUCGAGGAACAGUGUCUUCCAGUGGCGGCCACAUUGCCCGUAGGCUAUUUGUCGAUUCAGCCACUCGGGUUAGGAAAAGGGCAGAAUGCCGGUCCCGAUGUGCAGUGGAUCGAUAAUCAGCGUCCGAUCUUUACCAUCAGCCUAAGGUUGGACUCCACCGUAUUGACAACCGAUCAGCAUCUGCACAAUCUUUUCCUGCACGCCGAACGAUUGUUGGAACAUUCGAAAACGGUUGCUCCCCCGGAUACAACGGAAACGUGCAAAAUCCUGAAAGCAGCACAUGCCAUACAGAUCGGUUCGCUGAUCACCUUUCUACCAACGAUACUGAAUCAGCUGUUUUCACUACUGGUGGCCACAAACAGUGAGGAAGUCGGGCUGAACAUCAUACGUCUGCUGGUCAAUCUAUUUCACAUGGUAGCGGAGGAAGCAAAACGAAAGGAACUGCUAAUGGCGUACGUGAAGUACGUUUAUCGCAUCGACAGCCAACCAGUAAACGGUAGCUCUCCGACGUCACAAAGCGUAAACACCGUACACGGCGAAUUGUGUCGCCAUCUGCCAACGCUACUGCACCCAAACAAUACGGACUUUUUGCUGGUGAAUAAGUUUAUGAAAUUUUCCGGAAUUUUCUUCGAAGUAAUUGUAAAAAGCAUGGCCCAAUAUCUCCUUUCGACUGGGCGCAUUAAGAUGCAACGGAAUGAACGAUUUCCGAAAGAGUUUUGUACCCGUAUUGAAGCAUUGUUUCAAGUACUCGUCCCUUACAUAAAUUCCCGCCAUAAGGAUCUUCCAAUGGAAACGGAACAGCUGAACCAAAGUCUCUCGGUGUUUGUCAAGCGCUGCCUUUCAUUCAUGGAUCGUGGGUUCGUGUUUCGGCUCAUACGACUGUAUAUGGAUCGUUGGGGUCCGGGCGAUUCACGUAUCCUCCAGGAGUACAAGUUUAGUUUCCUGCGGGAAGUUUGUGCACACGAGCACUAUGUUCCGCUCAACCUGCCCUUCAUGCUAACGCCCAACAACCGUGCUCCGGACUUGCUGCAACAAUUCUGCCUGUCGGAGGAGUACUGUCGGCAACACUUUCUCGUAGGAAUAUUGCUACAGGAAGUGAAAAGCUCGCUAAAUGAAGUUAGUCACAUCAGGCGUAUGGGGCUGGUCACAUUGAAGGAACUGUUGGCCAAACACGACCUAGACGAUCGGUACCAAAACAAGGGACAAUUGAGCCGGCUAGCGAUGUUGUAUGUACCCUGGUUGGGUAUUGUGCUGGAGAAUCUGAACCGCAUUUCCGAUGGUAUGGAACGAAAAGGAAAGCAUGUCACGGUCGGUACGAACCGGAUGUCGUGCAGCAGUAGUUAUGUGUUUGCACGCGAUUCACUGUCCACGUUGCCGACUGCAACUCCGUCAACCGUAACAUCACAAACAAGCACACCAAAGUCCCGUUCGAACCGGGUAACGAUGUUCAUGGAGUACACGAGUCCGAUUCGAUCUUCGCUGCAUUUGAAAGAUACGAGUUUUCUGGCGGCAAUAGCCGGACAAUCGGCAGGCCUCUCGAAUGGACACUCAAGCAGCUCACUCAACUCUGAGUGUUCUACGCUGUCGCAGGACGGUACCGUGGUUAUACGGAAUCAGUUCAACGAAUCGUACGCUAACUCAGCCCGUCCGAGUCACGCACGUUCGGUGAGCGUGACCCAGCCAACCAUCAUCCAGCGGACGGAUAAAUUUUCUGUGUCCGAAACCAAAGAUUUGUUAAUUAGCUUCCUGUUCGUUGUAAAGCACCUGUCACCGGAGCACAUGAUCGCCUGGUGGCACAACUGUACCGAGAGCGAAACGGUACAGUUCUUCACUGUGCUCGAUCUGUGCCUGCUGUACUUCCGUUAUGUGGGCAAAAAGCAUAUACACGUGCCGGCUGAAGGAGGACGAGAUACGAAGAGUAGUAAAGCGGCCAAGGCAAGCACUCUACCUGCCCGAGUACUUCCACCGAGCAUUACGAAUGGCAGUGAGUCUGGGUUUGAAUCUGGUACCCUAAAUCAUACGGCAAAUCGGGAGAAUCUGGUCGAAGAAACAUUGCGCUUAAAGCAAGCUCUGUACGAAUCGAACUUGGCGACCGAAAUCGGACUAAUCGUGCUCGAUUGUAUGGGACUGUAUUCAGUGCAGUUUCGCGACUCAAUGAUAGAAGGAACAGUUCUACCAAAGAUUGCACGGGUUUACUUACGCUUUCUUCAGCUCGGCCAAUCGGAAUCGCUUUCGAAGCAUGUAUUUGCGGCACUGCGCGCGUUCAUCAAUAACUUCUCGCAAGCUUUGUUCAAAGGCACGGCCGUGCUCUGCGGACAGCUUGUGUACGAGUUGCUCAAGUGCUGCGACAGUCGGCUUUCUAGUUUGCGCCAGGAGGCAUGUGCCGUGCUCUAUCUGCUGAUGCGCAGUAACUUUGAGUUUAGUGGACGCAAAGGACUUACGCGCGUACAUCUGCAAGUGAUCAUUUCGGUGUCGCAGAUGAUCGGCAAUGUGAUCGGGCUGAACAAUGCACGCUUUCAGGAAUCGUUGUCUACCAUCAAUAACUAUGCCAGCAGUGACAAGGCGAUGAAAGGAACCGGGUUCCCAAUGGAGGUGAAGGAUUUGACACGUCGUGUCCGAACCGUUCUUAUGGCUACGGCACAAAUGCAAGCUCAUCAUAUGGAUCCGGAACGAUUGCUGGAAUUGCAACACUCGCUUGCCAACUCGUAUGCCUCCACGCCCGAGUUGCGUCAAACGUGGUUAACGACAAUGGCCAACAAUCAUCUGCAAAAUGGAAACAUUUCCGAAGCUGCCUGCUGUUAUCUGCAUAUUGCCGCACUGGUUUCCGAGUAUCUUAAGCUGAAGGGCUGUUGUGCGGUAGCACAAGGUGCGGAAUCUUUUGCACGUAUCUCACGCAAUAUACCACGGGAUGAGAAGGGACUGAAGCUGGACAGUGGCACACAGGACUCACAGUACACGGAACAGUUUCUGCUCGAACGGUUGAAGGAGUGUGCCGAGUAUUUGGAUCGUUCCGAGCGUCUCGAAUGUUUGGGUGAACUGUAUCGGUUAAUCAUUCCGAUACUGGAAUCCCGAAGGGACUAUCACGGCCUUACGCAGUGUUACGAACAUCUGACGCAAGCAUACAACCGUGUGAUUGAGUUCAACAAAUCGGGAAAACGUUUGCUGGGACGAUUCUAUCGAGUGAUAUUCUUCAGUCAGGUUUACUUUGAGGAAGAAAAUGGCGUUGAGUACAUUUAUAAAGAACCAAAGGUAACAUCGUUGAGCGAAAUUUCCGAACGGUUGCACAAACAGUAUCGGGAUAAAUUUGGUGCAGAUAACGUGAAGAUAUUGAUGGAUUCGGCACCGGUUGAUCAAUCGACACUCGAUCCAAAGAUCGCUUACAUCCAGGUCACCCAUGUUACGCCAUACUACUGCAAAGACGAGCUAGAAAUGAGGCCAACAGAAUUCGAACAAAACCAUGAUGUGGACACGUUCAUGUACGAAACACCAUUUACACCAUCCGGAUCUGCCCACGGUGUCGUUGAAGAUCAAUGGAAACGAAGAACCGUUUUGACGACGCUCCAUAGCUUUCCAUACGUUUUGAAACGUAUCCCAGUUCGCGAUCGGCAAUCGCAAGAGCUCAGCCCGAUCGAAGUUGCAAUUGAUGAGAUGCAGACCAAAAUUGCCGAGCUGGAGGAAAUUGUUAUGGGACCAAUCGAUCUGAAGAAACUGCAGCUGCGGCUCCAGGGCAGUGUUGCCGUAACGGUGAAUGCUGGUCCACUGGCAUAUGCAUCCGCCUUUCUCGAUCCGACCAAACCGUGCAUCAAAAAGUACUCGUUGGAGAAAGUGGAAGAACUCAAGGAAGUGUUCCGUGAUUUUAUAAAAAUUUGCUACACGGUACUGCAAAUCAACGCAAACCUGAUUUCGUCCGAUCAACGCGAGUACCACAACGCACUGAAGGAGAAUUAUGAAAAUCUUUGCUCGGCGUUGAGUGAUCUGUUGGGGGAAAUCGUGUAUCCGCUGGAUGAUGGAAAUAAUAACGCUCAUCGGCACAGUUUAGCACUGUUCAGUGCUAUCAGUGGUGCUCCGACGAAUUCCAGCACGGCUUAGGUGUGUUACUGUUUCAAAUAAAAUUUGAAAAAGCUACAUCGCUUUAUUGACAAAUACAAUAGACGCACAACAAUCAGGAAAGAUCGGAUGAAUCGCAUUGGGAUUCACCAGUGAAAUGAGUGAGAUAAGGAAACAGUUAGCCCGUGUACACAAAACACAACAUAACACGUUUGCUCUUGCUUUAACAGCGCAGUAUAUUACCACAAAAAUAUGAAAACUUUUAACAGUAUGCUUCACACAAUUCUACAAAGUAGAUGUCAAUUUCUAUCCCAAUUAAACCAAACAUUCAUUGUGGUCAUGAUGGAUUUAUUACCAUGCUGUAUUUAAAAAAGGUUAGCGUAGUUCGUGUUGUUUCGUUUGAAAGAUUAAAAAUCAAAUUUUAACGAUGGUUUAACGAUUGAAAAAUUUUGCAUGAACACUUUGAUAUUAUUCUACAAAACAAAUACACGCUUAGCGGAUGUAUUCCUAUUUUUCAUGCUAAUGUUUGAACUCGUUACUUGCAACUUCCAUGUUCGUGCAACAACCUAUCGUUAUGGGGAACUUCCAAUAUUUGAAGGCCCACACCAUAUCCAACACAGUAAAACUACAUUUCUCUUGGGAACGACAUAGUAAAAGCAUUUAUAAGAGUCAAAAAGAAAAGAUUAAAAAAAACCACUAAUUAAAGGCAUUCAAAUCUUUAGGAGAAAAAUCUAACACGAUCGAACCAACCAGCCACAAUACUGUGGCGGGUCGAUACGGGUUGAAUUUUUCAAAUUGGAACUUACCUCGCAUAACUUAGUUUCAGUUUUUGUGGUCCUAUUUGUGUAAUUGGAAAACGAAACGAACGAAGAUCAGAACGCAUACGUUAGUGCUAGGGAUGAAAUGAUUCGUAGCAACAAAAAAAACAACUUGUCUGUACAUAUUUAUGUUGUGAAAGUGCAGCCGAAUUUUCGCAAAAACAAAAAAAAAUUGUGACGUUUCGAGAACGUACAGCAAUCUGUCGGCAGGGCACAUUAUGAUCGUGCCCAUUUCUAAACCGUGUGACCAUACAUUUGCCAAGCACAGAACACAAUCAGUUAGCACCGGCUUAGCAAUGGAAUAUUCUUUCUGAUUUGAAAGAACAAUAGUUCCGGUACAUGGUUAGGUUUUCUCGUGUAUGUAUUAUAUAUGUAAUGAUUUCCUGUAUAUUUUACGUUAAGUAUUUCGUUAUUCUUUGUAAGAAUGUGCCCGUACAAGCCACAGCCAUUAUUACCCGUAGAAUGUAUAACAUUGAACGUCCUUGAAAGAAGCUCGCUCAAAGGUAAACCUAACCGAAACAUGUAAUGCUUCCUAUCGUACUGUGUAGCGCAGCGCUAAACCGUUCAAUACACAGCCUCAGUCUCAGACAGUAAAGACUGCCAGCCGAAGGCAAGAACUAAUGACUCAAUUUUAUCGAAUCUUACACAAACACCUUUUUAGAAUCUUUGCACCGAUUUUAAAAACCUUUCCAUUUAACCACUAUACACAAAACUUUAACGCUAUACGGACAUAUAGUUACAGGAAUGCAUUUUACCCGCUUUAGUUUUUAUGUAGGUAGUUUAUAAUUAUAGAUAAAAUUUUAAAGCUUAGCGUGAUAGCCAUGUCCGCUUCACAAAAAAAACUGUAAGGUAAAACACCAGCAAAUACAGUGACCGUUAGUCUGCUUCAUCGUAUAAGAGGCAUCCGAUGGUAAGGCCAAACCAAUGGCACAACCGGAUGGCAGACAAUCGCAAGAUCACAAUUGAUCGUUUUCACCUAUUUUACGUUUUUGCAUUUCGUGAUGAUUAUUAAUUUAGGGUUAAACCACCUACAUAUUCACAAUAUUGAUUGUUUUAGCAGGAUUGAGUAUGUUGGGAAAUUUAUUUAUGAAAGCUUUGCUCGAAAAGUAGCUAGCCCUAUGUAUGUGCGUAUGUCUUUUAGAUUAAUUUUAAAUCCGUAAACUAUUUUCAACAAACGCCCAAUGAAUAUACAGCUUUGCGCCUAGUCAGAAACAAUGCAUCUUUGUUCGUGUGCAUAUUCAGGCGAUGCUGUGUAAGUUGCAUCAUUAAUGUCCCGCCAUUCUUGCUCUGUCGUGUAUCCCUUCCGGAUCGCUUUGACUUGCUUUUCUCUUCGUCCCCAACUGCUGACGGAAGCUGCUGCACUUAUGAAUCUUUCAAGCUUAUAGUAUAAUAUGUAUGUAUGAUAAACAUUUGUUGUUAAAUAUUAUGCGUAAUAUAGGGCUAUGUUUAAACAUUAUGUAUCGAUUGUGGACCAUAUGUAGUGCAAAGCGCGUUUCUUGUCGCAUUUUGUCUUUGUUAGUCAAUGUCCUGUUUGUUUUUCACAGCGGGUUCAGAACAGUGUAUUUCAUUUGUAUCGUAUUUGUCUAAUUACUAUCUUUUUGCGAACAAACAAUGUCAAACACCUAUCCUAUGCAAUGGAACCGUAAAACUCACAACGCUUUGGGAUAAAUGUUGCCAGGUUGCUGAAUGAUAAAAAUUUAAAAGUUACAAUAAAAGUUUCACAGUGAGCAACAACUUACAAACAACUUACAAGCAAACAAAGAAAACCCAUGACUGCACUAUAUGCAAACUGGAAUUACUCAGCUAGAAGUUAAGUAGGUCAUAUUCAAUGAUAUAUACACACAUUUGCAUAUACAUAUAUACACUUUUUCAGCAAAGUGAUUGAAAUUAGGAAAAAACAGAAAAGGAAAACAUUAAUUCAAAAUAAAUGUACGCUGUGUGGGAAAUUUUCAUACACACCAAAUUUGCAAAACAAACUACAAUUCUCUCCCUCUGUAUACCGCGCACCAGCUGGUGUGGGUUUAUAUCAAAUAAACAAUAGUAGGAUCAUUAUUCCUGGACGACU